AGUUUGAUCUUCAACCCAAAGCAUGCUGAGCGAGUACGAAGCAUUGCGCGAGGCUCGGAUCGCCGAGAACAAAGCGAUGUUAGCGUCGCUGGGGAUUGCCAAGAUGAGCGAGGCGCCGAUCGACCGCCCGCGGAAGCGAGCUGCUACCGACAAGCCAACGCCGUUGGCCCACCAGUAUCGGCUCGUGGCCCAGCGCCAGUCCAAGGCACAAACCACCACCGCCAAGAAGCGCCAGCGAGCCACGUUGGAGCUCCAGAGCUGGAAUGCGUUGCAUCUGCGCGAUAGAUUCCUCGGAAAAGAGCUCGGCCGAGGCGCAACCGUCGACGGCGUCAAGGACCUCCUCAAGCAAGCCAACGCCGGUGCGCUCGAGUCGACGAGCAGCCUGGUCUUCCCCGACGCCACGGCGCUCUUUGCCUCGGUCGACGACGACGCGCCACAUGGCGUCUUCCGGACCUUCAAUGGAGCCAAGGACUUCUCGCUGUCGUGGACAACGACGAACGCGGCGGCGUUGAACCACCGCCUGAGCAGCACAGUGCGGGCCGGCAGCCGAGACGAAGGCGUCCUGCCGUUGCACCUCUUUGUGUCCUUGGAGACCGAUCAUGUGGUGUAUGCUGGCCGCCUCGCACUGCUCACGCGGCCGGGCAAGAUGGAAGCCAACGGCACGCGAGCAUUCAUUUUCCAGCUCGUCGAUGAGAAGCAGCUCCCGGACGCCACGCGCAGCACCUUGCUCGAGGCGUGUCCGAUCGCCGACAGCAAGGAUCUCUGGCGCGUCUCCCGAGCGGUGCAAUAAACGUCAUACCAUUUAUAUCGAAGUGCUGAAUGCAACGAUCAUAUAUUGCGAG
This is a messenger RNA of Saprolegnia parasitica CBS 223.65, 842 nucleotides long. RefSeq lists its product as hypothetical. The record is from RefSeq and is a predicted model, not a curated record. The transcript has 3 exons. The coding region runs from base 23 to 790 and encodes 255 amino acids. NCBI's taxonomy places the organism in Eukaryota, Oomycota, Saprolegniomycetes, Saprolegniales, Saprolegniaceae.